AUGGGGGCCUAUAGAGCUGAUGAUGAUUACGAUUGUCUGUUCAAGGUGGUGUUGAUUGGGGACUCUGGUGUGGGAAAAUCCAACCUUCUGUCGAGGUUCACAAAGAAUGAAUUUAGCCUUGAAUCAAAGUCCACCAUUGGGGUUGAGUUUGCCACCAGAAGCAUUAGCGUAGAUGAUAAGGUUGUCAAAGCUCAGAUUUGGGACACUGCUGGCCAGGAAAGGUACCGAGCAAUCACCAGUGCAUAUUAUCGCGGAGCUGUUGGUGCAUUGCUAGUCUAUGAUGUUACCCGUCAUGUUACAUUUGAAAAUGUGGAGAGAUGGUUGAAGGAGCUGAGAGAUCAUACAGAUGCCAACAUUGUGGUGAUGCUUGUUGGGAACAAAGCAGACUUGCGUCAUUUACGAGCGGUUUCCACUGAAGAUGCGACAACCUUUGCCGAACGAGAGAAAACAUUUUUCAUGGAAACAUCUGCCCUCGAGGCCAUGAACGUUGAAAAUGCCUUCGCAGAAGUGCUGACACAGAUCUAUCAUGCUGUGAGCAAGAAGGCCCUUAACAUUGGUGUUGAUCCAGCAGCAUUGCCAAAAGGACAGACAAUAAAUGUUGGGUCUCGUGACGAUGUAUCAUCUGUUAAGAAAGCUGGAUGUUGUUCUGCUUGA
Abrus precatorius (Indian licorice) is the source of this 654-nucleotide messenger RNA. Its product is annotated as ras-related protein RABA1f-like. The transcript has 2 exons. The coding region runs from base 1 to 654 and encodes 217 amino acids. Gene Ontology annotation, molecular function: GTPase activity; GTP binding. The record is from RefSeq and is a predicted model, not a curated record. Gene Ontology annotation, cellular component: endosome. NCBI's taxonomy places the organism in Eukaryota, Viridiplantae, Streptophyta, Magnoliopsida, Fabales, Fabaceae.